Varroa destructor (honeybee mite) is the source of this 2800-nucleotide messenger RNA. Its product is annotated as dnaJ homolog subfamily C member 21-like. Lineage: Eukaryota; Metazoa; Arthropoda; Arachnida; Mesostigmata; Varroidae. Gene Ontology annotation, cellular component: cytoplasm. The record is from RefSeq and is a predicted model, not a curated record. Gene Ontology annotation, molecular function: zinc ion binding; nucleic acid binding.
UAAACCUAGCCAGCACGCUGUAUAGAGUAUGUUUGUCCUGUGUAUUCGGAAUCCUGUCGACUUUCUAAACCCGUCUGUUAUUGUUAAGGGUUAGAUUUAUGUCUGUGUUGAAACUAAUUCUAUACAAACUUGAUUGUUGAUAUAGACAAAAGGAAGAGCAAAGAAUGAAGUGCCAUUACGAGGUUCUUAACGUCAAAAAAGAUGCGGAUGACAAUGAGCUGAAAGUAGCCUAUCGAAAACUUGCGCUAAAAUGGCAUCCAGACAAAAAUCCGCACAAUAUAACCGAAGCUACGGAAACCUUCAAACUAAUACAGCAGGCGUACGAGGUUCUAUCCAAUCCAGAGGACAGAGCUUUCUAUGACAAGCACCGUGAUAGCAUGCUGAAACGCAGAGAUGAGGCGGAAAAUGAGCAUUUCCUAGACGUGUACCAAUAUUUUACUGCUUCAUGUUACAACGGCUUCAAUGAUCACAUUGAUGGCUUCUACUCAGUGUAUAGAAAAGUAUUUGAAACAAUUGCGGAUCAGGAAGCACCAUAUGUCAACGAUGAAUUGGAAUUUGCAUGUUUUGGCGACAGCAAGUCGUCGUACAAAGAUGUUGUGCGACCAUUCUACCAGUUCUGGGAGGCGUUCCGCACAGGGCUAAAUUUCGAAUGGUUACAAGAACACGAACACUGCAAAGAAUACGGCCGGAAAGGCAACCGUUACAUUAUGAGGGAGAACCAGAAGAUUCGCGACGCUGCCAGGAAGGAACGGAACGAGCAGAUUCGGGGUCUAGUGGCUUUUGUAAAAAAGCGGGAUCGUCGGGUUAAGCUUUACCUUGCGAAAUUAGAAAAAGAACAAGAUGAACGUAAUAAAGCACAACAACAGAAACGAAAACAGGAGAAAAUGGAAAAACUUAGAAAAAUGGAAAAGUACAAGGAAGCAGAAUGGAUAUGGCCUGAGCAGAUCGAAAAGCAGUUAGCUGAACUUGAAUUAGAGCACGAACAAAGUGUCGAGGAGCAAGAUCCACUUUUCUGUAUCCCCUGCGAUAAGGCCUUUAUGUCAAUAAAAUCGUAUGAAAAUCAUGUGCGCUCGAAAAGGCAUAAGAAAAACGAGGCAUUGUUAAAGGACCUGAUCGAAGAAGAAGAAAAAGCUUUCAACAGGUGUGACAAUGCCUGCUCAAAUGGCGAAGUUGAAAUUAACGAUGAUAGUGCAGAGCAGAACCAUUAUUCAGACGAACCCGAAGAUCGUGAUGACACUAAAAACGAUGCCGAGGACAAGGGUCAGCCUGAGGCUCUAACAGAAACUUUUGAAGCAGACGGUACUUACGAGCCGGAUGCUGGCGAGGGCGACAGUACGGCACCAUUAGAGGAGAAUCGGCGGAAAAAUCGUAAGAAUAGAAAGAAAAAGAAAAACGCGAAGAUGUAUACCACGGUUCAACAAUAGUGUAACUGAAGACACUUGUGAGGCAUCCAAAGUUAUUAGCGACUGGUUGGAUUGAGCGUCGAAGAAGGAAGGUUUGAACCAAAGUGUGCCAGGAAGUUCGAGCAUAGGACAGGAUUUUGUUCAGAAGCCGGAACUCCCGGUAGAUUUCAAGGCCAAGAAGAAUAAGUAUGGUGUCUGUUUAUACCUAUUAUAUUGUGCCUGCUUUUUUUAUUAGUGUUUACUUGGGCAAUAGGCCCUUAUGAGAUAACUAACUGGGAGCUUAGUAAUUACCUGCAAAAGCAAUUUAAUAUAAUCAAGCCUUAUCUUGCUUUACUUGAUGAUUGAUUCCUGCUCAACAUUGAAAAUAAAUAUAUCAAGGAGGUAAAUGACUGUUGGAAACCUUUGAGCUUUUUAGAUGUAAUGAUAUAUUGUUAAUAUACUGCUCUAUUUCUCAAGGAAGAUUGUUUAGUAUUCUUAACGGCAGUAUCAGACGUCGUGCGAAUACAGGUAAUUCCAGUUUACCGGUCGUUAACAUAAACGAAAAAGUACCUUUUUGCUAAAUUAUCGAUAGUGUCCGUUUCCUGAAACCGCUAAAACGGCUCACAACUUCCAUGUGCCGACAAGAUUGCUUACUGUUGUGACAUACAUAAUUACAGAAUUUUUCACUUAUUAGGUGCGCAGUUAAAGCUUUAGUUCCGCUGAGGUUUGUUUUUUAUAUCGAUAAAAUACGCUGCUUUUUUGCUUUGAGCGCAAAUACGUCUAGUAGUUACUUUUUCCACAUAUAUAAUACCCGCGAACCAAUGUUUCACAUUUACGUCCAGGUCCUGCAAAAAUGCAUGAAAUACUUAUGGAGACGACAAGGACAGGAAAGUCCAGCUGCAACCGAUGAAAAGCGCAUUAUGUAAUAUAUGCUGGACAAAAUGUUCGAAAAUCUAAAAAGAACUGGUUACGCACAGUCUUUCGAAAACAGAGAAGUAAACCUCCACGAUAAGAGACCUAACUAGCUAAACGCAAUAUAAAAGAAAAACUUAUACUUUUUGAAUGAUAGUCUGCUUGACUGAUUGAGUAUUAGAAACUGCAACGGGCCUGGGCCGCUAACUGUCACCUUUAAUUAGAAUUUUUUUGUUUUUUUUGGAAGCUACCUGAGUCGCUAGAGACUCCUUCCAGCAUAAAUCAAUAGCAAGUAUGUAUUCCUCACGUUAUUUUGUUGGACUAAUGUAGGAAUGAGUAUUAAUUAAUCAUUGGCAAGGCGAUAUGAUAAUUUCGUGUAGGUAUAAAGGAAUGGAGAAUACCUAUUUGGCAUUGAACAUUAGGUACUUGCAAAAUUGUUGGUGUUAUAGCAUACGUGACCAACCAGAUGGCCGAGCGGCACUGUAAAUAAACUAAUAUUAUAACUA